Arachis duranensis is the source of this 966-nucleotide messenger RNA. RefSeq lists its product as uncharacterized. Bases 152 to 814 code for a protein of 220 amino acids. The record is from RefSeq and is a predicted model, not a curated record. The transcript has 6 exons. Lineage: Eukaryota; Viridiplantae; Streptophyta; Magnoliopsida; Fabales; Fabaceae.
UAAUCACAACAUACCCUUCUUUGUAACAAUCUCCAAACACCUUUGUAAUUUCCAUCCUCACAAAUCCCCAUUCCCAUAUUCCGUGAAUUGUUUCAUUAUUAAUAUUCUUGUGAUCAUUCAUCUUCGUUUGGAGAAUUGAAAGCGAGUAGUGAUGGGAAGCGAAGGGGAUGAGAAGAGAAUUAUAAAGAAACCAAGGUUCCUAUGCCUUCAUGGAUUCCGAACAAGUGCAGAAAUCCUUAAGAAACAGGUUCAUAAGUGGCCCCAAUCGGUGAUUAACGAACUCGAUCUCGUUUUCUUGGACGCUCCUUUUCCCUGCCAAGGCAAAUCCGAUGUUGAAGGAAUCUUUGAUCCUCCCUAUUACGAGUGGUUCCAGUUCAACAAGGAAUUCACAGAGUACACCAACUUUGAUGAGUGCUUGCAAUAUAUCGAGGAUUACAUGAUCAAGCACGGUCCUUUUGAUGGUCUUCUAGGUUUCUCACAGGGGGCAAUAUUAUCAGCAGCACUGCCAAAUCUCCAGGACAAGGGUGUGGCACUGACGAAGGUUCCCAAAGUGAAAUUUCUAAUAAUAAUUGGAGGAGCUAAGUUUCGAUCACCAUGGGUGGCUGAGAAGGCAUAUUCCUCUCCCAUUCGCUGCCCCUCCCUUCACUUUCUUGGGGAGACAGAUUUUUUGAGGCAAUAUGGGAGUGAACUAAUAGAAUGUUGUGUUGAGCCUGUGGUUAUUCACCAUCCAAAAGGACAUACAAUACCUAGAUUAGAUGAUGAGAGUUUGAAGACCACGAUGAGUUUCAUUGAAAAAAUUAAAAAAGAUAUAUGAAAAUGGGAGAUGGAUUUAGAGAAUUUCAAAAGGACUUUCGGUUGAUACAAUUUUAAUUUCUGUAUAAAUUACUAUUGUAAUUUUUGAAAGGCAAAAACGCUGAUGAAAUAUUAAAAAAUGGAGUAUCUAUAAAGGAUAGACAAUUUUUUUUU